AUGACCUCCUCCCUGCUCCUGGCCUUCCUGGUCCCGACCCUGGCCGCCGUGGCCACUCCCAGAGCCGCCAGGCCCUGUCCAGCCUGUGGGGGCCCCGCCUUGGACCUGGAGAACCACCGAGAACUGCUGCUCGAGCUGGCCAAGAGAAGCAUCUUGGACAAGCUGCACCUCCGCCAGCGCCCCACGCUGAGCCGGCCCGUGCCCAGAGCGGCGCUGAGGACCGCCCUGCAGCGCCUCCCGGGGCCCCCGCAGUGGCUGCUCGGGGAGGCUGACAGGGGGCAGGAGUAUGAAAUCAUCAGCUUUGCCGACACAGGCCUCUCCGACAUCAACCAGACCCGCCUCGACUUCCACUUCUCGGAGAGGACGGCUGGGGGCGUGGAGGUCCGGCAGGCCAGCCUCGUGUUCUUCGCCCAGCUGCCCCCCAACACCACCCAGACGCCAACGACGGUCAAGGUCCUGGUCCUGGGCCCGCGUGGCACGAACCUCACCUUGGCGUCUCAGCACCUGCUAAAAGUGCGUGCCAGCGGCUGGCACCAGCUCCCCCUGGGGCCUGCCGCUCAGGCUGCCUGCAGCCAGGGCCACCUGGCCCUGGAGCUGGUGGCCGAGAGCCAGGUGGCGCAGAGCCUCCUGGGGGGCGCCUCCCGCAGGCCCUUCGUGGCGGCCCAGGUGAGAGCGCGGGGCAAGCACCGGGUGCGGCGGCGGGGCAUCGAGUGCCAGAGCGGGUCCAGGAUGUGCUGCCGGCAAGAGUUCUUCGUGGACUUCCGGGAGAUCGGCUGGCACGACUGGAUCAUCCAGCCCGAGGGCUAUGCCAUGAACUUCUGCACGGGGCAGUGCCCGCUGCACGUGGCAGGCAUGCCCGGCCUCGCAGCCUCCUUCCACACCGCAGUGCUCAGCCUUCUCAAGGCCAACACAGCCGGGGGCACGGCGGCAGGGGGGUCCUGCUGCGUGCCCACCGCCCGGCGGCCCCUGUCUCUGCUCUACUACGACCGGGACAGCAACAUCGUCAAGACCGACAUCCCGGACAUGGUGGUCGAGGCCUGUGGGUGCAGUUAG
This is a messenger RNA of Sorex araneus (European shrew), 1053 nucleotides long. It is a transcript of the gene INHBC, whose product is annotated as inhibin subunit beta C. Gene Ontology annotation, molecular function: hormone activity; growth factor activity; cytokine activity. Bases 1 to 1053 code for a protein of 350 amino acids. The record is from RefSeq and is a predicted model, not a curated record. Gene Ontology annotation, biological process: BMP signaling pathway; SMAD protein signal transduction. Lineage: Eukaryota; Metazoa; Chordata; Mammalia; Eulipotyphla; Soricidae. Gene Ontology annotation, cellular component: extracellular region. The transcript is spliced from 2 exons.